UACAGCUCACUGACCAUUUGGCGAUCCAUAGAGAGGAGGGUUCUUUGUGACAUCUCUGGACAGAUUGGGGGUCUGCUCAUUUCCAUCUCAUUAGCUAUGCAGAGCACAGGCUCCAUAUAAAGAGGCAGGCGGGCAUCCAGAGGCAGAGUCGCCAGCAGCACCUGGGAUUACACGCACUGGGAUUACAGCUCCUGCCCUUGUGGAUUGUUGCCUGCUUUUUCCCCCUAUGGAGCCCAAGGUUUAAGGACAUACAAGGUGCUGACAGCCCCCAUCCAGCCCCAUUCACAAGAACUGUCACUCAAUGAGAGGGCGUCUGUAGAGCGGAGAGAAGAGCCAGAGGACUGCUGUGUGCCGAGUCGCCCCUGCCUGUACCGCAGCCAACAUGGGACCUCAGUCUGCGCUCAGCCUGGCCGUGCUGGCCUCGCUCCUGUGCCAGGUCUCGUGCUCCGGACUCUUUGAGCUCAAGCUGCAGGAGUUUGUCAAUAAGAAGGGUCCUGUGGGGAACGUGAACUGCUGCCGCGGCGGGAUGGCCGCCUCCCAGGGGCUGCAGCUGUGCCAGUGCAGGACCUUCUUCCGAAUCUGCCUCAAGCACUACCAGAGCAGCGUGUCCCCGGAGCCGCCGUGCACCUACGGCAGCGCCCUCACCCCGGUGCUGGGCUCCAACUCCUUCACGGUCCCGGACACCGUCAGCGCCGACCCCAGCUUUAGCAACCCCAUCCGCUUCGCCUUCGGGUUCACCUGGCCUGGCACGUUCUCCCUCAUCAUCGAAGCAUUGCACACGGACUCCCCCGACGACCUAAACCCAGAGAACCCGGAGCGUCUGAUCAGCCGCCUCACCACCCAGAGACAUCUGACCGUGGGUGAAGACUGGUCCCAGGAUUUACACAGCACUGGCCUCACUGAGCUCAAGUACUCCUACCGCUUUGUAUGUGACGAGUACUAUUAUGGAGAAGGAUGCUCUGACUACUGCCGGCCCAGAGAUGAUGCUUUUGGACACUUUUACUGUGGUGAAAAGGGAGAGAAGAUCUGCAACCCUGGCUGGAAAGGACAGUACUGCACAGAACCAAUCUGUCUUCCUGGAUGUGAUGAGCACCAUGGUUAUUGUGAGAAGCCCGGGGAGUGCAAAUGCCGUGUAGGUUGGCAAGGUCGCUACUGCGAUGAAUGCAUCCGCUAUCCAGGUUGUCUGCACGGUACAUGCCAGCAGCCAUGGCAAUGCAACUGCCAAGAAGGAUGGGGAGGACUUUUCUGUAAUCAAGAUCUGAACUACUGCACUCACCACAAACCUUGCAAGAAUGGAGCCACCUGCACCAACACGGGCCAGGGAAGCUACACCUGCUCCUGCCGCCCAGGAUACACUGGAUCCAACUGUGAGAUUGAGCUCAAUGAAUGUGAUGCCAACCCUUGCAAAAAUGGAGGAAGCUGCACUGACCUAGAAAACAACUAUUCCUGUGCGUGUCCACCAGGCUUCUAUGGUAAAAAUUGUGAGCUGAGUGCCAUGACUUGUGCCGAUGGACCAUGCUUCAAUGGAGGCAGAUGCUCCGAUAACCCAGACGGUGGAUACAGUUGCCUCUGCCCAUUCGGAUACUCUGGCUUUAACUGUGAAAAGAAAAUAGAUUAUUGCAGUUCCAAUCCCUGUGCUAAUGGAGCUCGCUGUGAAGACCUGGGAAAUUCCUACAUCUGCCAGUGCCAGGAAGGCUUCUCUGGAAGACAUUGUGAUGAUAACCUGGAUGACUGUGCUUCCUUCCCCUGCCAAAACGGUGGCACAUGCCAGGAUGGGAUUAAUGACUACUCCUGUACUUGCCCUCCUGGGUACACUGGAAAAAACUGCAGCAUGCCUGUCAGCAAAUGUGAGCACAACCCAUGCCACAAUGGGGCAACAUGCCAUGAGAGAAACAACCGUUACGUGUGUGAAUGCGCUCAUGGCUAUGGUGGACUUAACUGCCAGUUUCUGUUGCCUGAAACAAAAACUGAAACUGAUAAGUAUGUAGAAAGGCCAAGCGGACAGUUCCCCUGGAUUGCAGUGUGCGCUGGAAUUAUCCUGGUAUUAUUGCUGCUCCUAGGCUGUGCCGCGGUAGUAGUUUAUGUGCGCCUAAAGGUGCAGCGGAAACGUCACAUCCCUGCGGCUACACGUGGCGAGACCAAGACCAUGAAUAAUUUGACAACCUGCCAUCGUGAAAAGGACAUUUCUGUAAGCAUCAUAGGCACCACUCAGAUUAAAAAUACAAAUAAGAAGGUGGACUUUCUCGGUGAAAGCAAUAGCGAUAAAAAUGGCUUCAAGACCCGAUACCCAUCUGUGGAUUACAAUUUAGUACAUGAGCUGAAGCAUGAAGAGACUACAAAGGCGGAGCGGAGGAAAUGUGAAGCCAAGUGCAGCUCAAGUGACUCAGACUCAGAAGACCUGCACUCAUCACAUUUAAAAAGUGACUCUUCAGAAAAUCAGAGACCAGACUCAAAUUACUCGUCAUCUAAAGACACAAAAUAUCAAUCGGUAUAUGUCAUAUCAGAUGAGAAAGAUGAAUGCAUCAUAGCAACUGAGGUGUAAUAAAGAAGCUGUAGUGUACAACCUAUUCUUGUCAAAUAUUCAGAGGUGACGCCCACAUGAAUGCUGCUGAUAUCUGAGGAGAGGGACAUCCCUUUGUUGACUGCUGCUGAGACACUAAAUUCAGGCUGAGCUGGUUCUCUACUGAAAUUAGCAAAAUGACUGCAAAAGAAAAAAAAGGACACCUCAAGCUAGUCUCUGUGUCCGGACUGUUGCACUGCCAUUUCUGUUCUUCUCCAUUCUUCAUUGCACUAUGGACAGUUGCUUUUUUUUAAUAAUUAUAAUACAGUAAAUAUAUAUAUAAAUAUAAAUAUAUAUUUAAUGAAUGGACUUCUACAUUCUUUAGAAGAAGAGCGCACUGCCUGAGGUGCUUAUUUUGAAUUCUUAUGAGCCACUACGUUGCUGAACUCCAGACACUGCCUGGCUUAGUCUUUUUUAUACUAAAAGGUGUUUUUCACUAGGUCAAAAAAUGUGCAUUAUUUUUUGAACUCGUAAGACUAUUUUUACGAUAUUUGUAAAGCUCGAGUAUUUGUAAUGGUCAUUUUUAUAAUUUAAAAUUUGGUAAAUAUGUACAAAGGCACUUCAGGUCUAUGUGACUAUAUUUUUUGUAUAUAUAUGUAUUUAUGGAAUAUUGUGCAAAUGGUAUUUGAUUUUUUUCUACUUUUUUUGUUAAUGAAGGGAUUAAUUUUUAAACUAUUUUUCCAAAAUAAAUACUA
Molecule: messenger RNA, 3255 nt
Organism: Bufo bufo (common toad)
Lineage: Eukaryota; Metazoa; Chordata; Amphibia; Anura; Bufonidae
Gene: DLL1
Product: delta like canonical Notch ligand 1
Exons: 11
Coding region: 383-2542 (719 amino acids)
Biological process (GO): multicellular organism development; establishment or maintenance of epithelial cell apical/basal polarity; cell communication
Cellular component (GO): plasma membrane; protein-containing complex
Molecular function (GO): calcium ion binding
Source: RefSeq, a predicted model, not a curated record